CUGAAAUAUUGAGUAUGCAACUGUAUAUUUAAUACACAUUACAGUAUGUAUUCAAGAUAUAGAAGAAGUACUCCAAGUUAUAAUAGAAUAGACUAUCGCCGAGGUCGAGAGCGACGCUAUAACAGCAGACCAUCAACAGAUAACUGGUUUAAAAGAUUUGCAGAGCGAUGUAGUUGUCUACCUGAAGAUUCAGACAAACAAACUAUUGGUGGUACAGAACACAUAGACCUUAUCGAGGAAGAAUUGACAAGUGCUAUUAAAGUCAAAAACAUUGAAUUGAAUAUACAAGAGAAUACAAAGAAACACCAUACAUCAAAAUAUGACUGUACAAGAGAAGAUAGAAAAGAAAGGGGAGAAGAAGAUGGGAAGAAAAUACCAGCAGAAUUAGUUGUUAGACGUGGUGAUGAAUUUACUCUUACAGUCACCUUUGAUAAACCGUACGAUAGAGAGAAUGAUAAUCUGUCGUUUAUAUUUAAGACCGGAGAAUUUCCUUUACCAAAAUCUCGAACCCAUUCUACUUGUAAGCUGAGUGGUGAGAAAACCUACAAACCAGGAGAAUGGGGGGUUAGAAUAAUUAAAACAGGAGACGAGACAGAGGAAGGCAAAUCACCAUCUGUAACAUUCGGUAUAUUUAUACCAGCUAAUUGUGUGAUAGGAGAAUGGAAAUUUGUCAUUAAGACGAUUAUUGAUGUAGAAGAUGGAAAACAGAAAUCAGUACGAUAUGAUCACCCAGAUCCUAUCAAAGUUCUACUAAAUCCGUGGUGUAAAGAGGACACUGUUUAUUUACCCACCGAGAAGUUAUUGGAUGAAUAUAUUUUAAACGAUGGUGGUGCUAUAUAUUAUGGUAAUUAUAGACAGAUUGGUUCUCGAGGCUGGAAUUUCGCUCAGUUUUCCGAUGGUAUUUUGGAUGUAGCACUGUUCAUUUUACAAAAAUCGUUUGGUUUUAAAGUUGAUGGAAAUAUGGGUGAUCCUGUUUAUAUAGCUAGAGCUUUUUCUAGAAUAGUAAACAAUAACGAUGAUGCCGGGGUUCUGGUAGGGAAUUGGUCCGGAGAUUAUAAAGAUGGCACAAGACCAACAGCUUGGGUGGGAAGUUACAAGAUAUUGAUGGAAUAUAUGGAAAAGGGGGAACCUGUAAAAUUUGGACAGUGUUGGGUUUUCUCUGGAGUUUUGACAACAGUAUGUCGAGCUGUAGGGUUACCUUGUCGAAGUGUUACUAACUUUAUGUCAGCCCAUGAUACUGAUAUGAGUUGUACUAUUGAUAAAAUAUUUGCAAUUGAUGAAGAAGGUGAUUUAAGCGAAUGUGAAGGAUAUGGAGAUUCUACUUGGAAUUUCCAUGUAUGGAAUGAGGUGUGGAUGAAACGUCCAGAUUUAGACUAUGGUUAUGAUGGUUGGCAGGUUAUUGAUGCUACCCCACAAGAAACAAGUGACGGUGUGUAUUGUCUCGGACCUUCACCGGUAACAGCAGUAAAGAAAGGAGAAAUAAAUACAGGUUUUGAUACAGCCUUUGUUUUUGCUGAAGUUAAUGCUGAUUGUAUAGAUUGGUUGAGAGAAGAUUAUGAUGAUUUAUAUGUUUUGGGUGUCAAUAAAACAAGGGUGGGUAAGAAGAUCAGUACAAAGAAAGCGACAGGGUUAGGUUACAAUGGUCGACUUAGUAUUUUUGGUGAUGAUCCUGAUAGAGAAGAUUUAACCUUAUCCUACAAAUAUUUAGAAGGAAGUACAGAAGAAAGAGAAACUGUUAAUAAAGUCCAUAAAACAGCCAGUUCAAAUAAGGUGCCUCAUCUUGACAAAUCUACUAUAGAGUUAAUUCUUGAGGACAAAGAUGGAAUUAUGGUUGGAAAUGAUUUUAACUAUUCUGUUAUUAUUAAAAAUACCAGUGAUAAAACUAGAAGUGUUAAAGUAUCAUUGUCAGUAUUACAAAUUGAAUAUGAUGGAGAUAUUAUUGGAAAAGUUGCCUCUAAACAUUUUGAUGAACAAGAAAUUGAAAGUCGUUCAGAGGCUAAGCUGACAAUAGAUGUUUUAUCUGAGGAAUAUUUAGCUGUUUCAGCCAAUCAUUUCUCAUUUAAAGUCAUAGCUUUCUGUAUUGUGAAAGAAGAGAGGACAGCUCAUGUUGAAUAUGAUGAUUUUAGAUUAAGAAGACCAGAUAUAACUAUUGAGGCACCAGAAGAAUGUAAGGAAAAUGACAUACUUGAGGUCACAGCCUACUUUGAGAAUCCUUUAAACAGAGCCCUGACAAAAUGUUCUUUACAAGUGGAGGGGAGUUUACAAUUAUGUUCUGACAAACAGAAGAAAAAUAUCAAAUUUCCAGAUGUUCCUCCUAAAUCUAAAUGGGAAACGAAACUGAAAGUAAAACCUAAAAAGAGAGAUAAUGAUGAAAGAGAUUUAUUUUUAAGUUUUGAUUGUGAAGAAAUUCCAGAUAUUGUUGGAUAUCAUACACUAUUUAUAGUGUAAUGGAAGUUUUGUUGAAUAGUUUCUUUUCAUAAAAUAAAUUGAAAUUUUCAUACUCAUAAAACAUGAUAUUAUUUAAGGAUUGAAACUUUCUUCUUAUUUGAUAAUUUAUAAUCGUUUGGAGCAGUUUAAUAUUUUAUGUUAUUUUAUCUGUUUUAUUGUUUUCACUGAUCAGGCUACAGUUUCUAUAAAUCACAAAUACAGCUUUCAAUAUUUUACUGUCUUCUUGAGAUAUUUAAUCGUAGAUAUGAUAUCCUCCUUUCACAAUUGAUCACUAGGUAGCUAUUAAUGUAUUGGAUUGGUAAACAAACCUUUAUUAUAAAAGACUUCAGAUCCAAGCUAAACAACCCAAAGAGAUAUACUUAAAUAAGAAUGAGCUUCUUUGCAAAUAAUGUUACUCUAAUUUCAAUAUGUAAUAAUUUCAUUCUUUAACAUUGAAUACAAAUUUGUCUAUUUUAUUUCUUGAACAAAUAUGUUAAUUUUCUAUCCAUAUAAUAUAAUUGGCUAUUGCUCUUAUAAUGGUUUGUUAUUUGUUAUUUAUUACACUGUGAUACUUAUGUUAAUAUAAAUAUUGGGAGAGGGCUGGGCAGUGAGAAAUGAUUUGUAUUGCCUCUUAAAAAAUCAGCAUCAAAAUAUCAUGAUCACAUAUAUAAAAACAAAUGCAGCAGUAACAGCUGUCAAAUAUAUUCACACUUUUCUUGUAACAAAAAUGAAUGAACCUAAGUUGUUGAUAGAUCAUCUAUUGUCUUCUAUAACUAUUACACGUGGUUGUAUACCUCCAAAUUCAACAUAUAUAAACUGUAUUUCAUACUUCUGCCGUUCAUUCUGUUUAGCUUCUAAUGUUACAGUUCCCUUAUUAUGUGGGCCUUCUAUAUAGAACUUCAUUCUUAUACAUUUAAUUCCAUCUUCCAUAAAUUCUAUAUGACUGACAUGUCUUCUUCUACCCCUUCUAGUUGUUUCACCAUAUCCUUUCAAUGGUUCUCCACAUAUAUCUUUUAUCUGUGAAUUCUGUUUACAUUGUUUGUAUGCAUAGGUAUACAGGCCACUAGGACUAGAACUUGAAAAUAAUUCACCAAAUAAUGUAUAGAAAAUGUAACCAAAUAUUCCAAUGCCGGCCACAAUUACACCUAAAUACGUUGCAUCUUUACUGGCUUCUUUUACUUUUUCAGCAGGUGAGAGUCCUGCAUAGGGAUUUUCAUAUGAUUUCACAAGUUCUCUGGCUUGUUUUUCAUUUUCUUUCUUAUUCUGUAAUUUUAGGAUGUUGCAAUGAAAAUUCCUAUGUUGAAUACAAAUAGGUAUCGAUGAUGUUACUGGGAUUAUUCUGCUCCUUAACGCAAUGUUCACGAAUUUGAGUUUGUCAAUGUCAUAAUACUUCUUGUUCUUUGGCACUUUAGUAACUGUAAUAACUUUUGAUAGGAAAUGAAUAUUGGAGUUUCUCAAUAUUCUGGACAUACUCUUGAGUUAGAAUCAAAACAUUUAGUAUUUUGCAAUUACCGACACUAUAACAAACCAUUCAUUUUUUUUUUAAAUUCAU
This is a messenger RNA of Lottia gigantea (owl limpet), 3979 nucleotides long. RefSeq lists its product as hypothetical. The transcript is spliced from 21 exons. Lineage: Eukaryota; Metazoa; Mollusca; Gastropoda; Lottiidae. Gene Ontology annotation, molecular function: protein-glutamine gamma-glutamyltransferase activity. Gene Ontology annotation, biological process: peptide cross-linking. The coding region runs from base 46 to 2448 and encodes 800 amino acids. The record is from RefSeq and is a predicted model, not a curated record.